Molecule: messenger RNA, 612 nt
Organism: Clunio marinus
Lineage: Eukaryota; Metazoa; Arthropoda; Insecta; Diptera; Chironomidae
Source: the annotation of a GenBank genome assembly
AUGUUGAGGAUUUUUUUACUUUUAGUGAUAAGCGUGGCUGCAAUUCAUUGCGUAACUGCAGCAAACUAUAAUCUAGUGGUGAAGACUGAUCAUAUUAAAUUUCAUGAUGAAGUAGAUCAAGCCGCUCUGACGUUUCGAGAGAAAAUUCGUUUAGACUUAGAAAAAUAUAAGAAAAUGAGAGAAUGGGCUUUGAAGAAUAACUCAUCGAAGACAACUUCAACGACCGAAGAAACAAGUUCAACAACAGCAGAAACAACAACAAAAGCCAUGAAUACGUCGUCAACAACAAAAGAAGCUAGCAAAAACUCUAGUGGAGAAAAAAUAGAAAUGUCGACAAAGCCAGCCAUGACAGCAGAAUCAUCAGCAAACAAUACUUCGACAGAAUCCAAAACAUCCAUGAUGACUGAUCUUGAUAGUAAAUCGAUGACAACUGAGAAGAAUAAUAAAACACCGGAAAUUGAAAUUAAAGACAAAGGCAAAGACAAAACAGCAAAUGUUACUGAUAGUAUAAAGCCGUUUAAUGGAACGAUUGAUGAUCGAUUUAUCGUAAACGCUCCAGUACUUUGUAAAGGAAUUGUCGUGCGGGGAAAAUGUCGAAAAAUUGCUCGCUAA